AUGUCCAUUUCCCAAGGCAUGGCCUCUCUCUCCAGAGACCCCAGUCGCCUGAGUCUUCACGGCCUGAAAGGCGACCAGCGAUCAGAGACAGGCGAGAGCUUUUACAAAUCCGACAAACCCUCUGGCAUCCCAGUUGCUACGGGCCGUCCUGGAAGUGGCAACCCGGUCACUUCGAGACCUCCACAGGGACAGGGACGCCAAAAGCCAGGCACAAACAUUCCGCACCGCUUCUUGACUCCAGCUGAGUGGGCUCGUGUAGCUCAUGGACUCGGGGCAAUCAGGGAGGGAGAAACGCACCAGGUCGUCCACCCUUCUUCCUGGUAUUGGCCGCCGAAGGGUCUUCCAGAAGGCCUCUACCGGGAUAUCGUCACCCAGCGAACCAAAUACUUCUACUCUUAUCACAUCCUGAGCGUCCUGCGCUGGCUUCUCAUGCUUCUUCAGAUCAUCCUUGGAGCUGUUUUGACAGCCCUUGGCUCGUUCCAGACGACCGACGGCACCCCGGUUACUGUGCUGGCCGCCAUCAACACUGUCGAUGCUGGAAUACUCGCUCUUAUGCACAACAGUGGGUUGCCUGAUCGCUAUCGUUUGGACAAAGUUGAGUUCGUCAAGGUUGAAGAUUUUCUCAAGGAACUCCUUGAUACGGGCAUUGUCGAACAACACCAGACCGUCGACGAUAUUCUCAGCGAUUGCUUUGCACGAUACCAGAAAGCCAAAUCCAUUGUCCUGGCUAACAUGCCCGAGUCCUACACGACCCAAGCAGCACCAUGGAUUGGAGAAAAAGCGCCGAUGAUAUGUCCUGAUCCGUCCGCCCAUUUUGUCAUGUCGGUUCAACCACAGUCGCAACCGAGCCAGGACAAGCAGUAG
Molecule: messenger RNA, 864 nt
Organism: Podospora pseudocomata
Lineage: Eukaryota; Fungi; Ascomycota; Sordariomycetes; Sordariales; Podosporaceae
Exons: 2
Coding region: 1-864 (287 amino acids)
Source: RefSeq, a predicted model, not a curated record